Molecule: messenger RNA, 1005 nt
Organism: Ictidomys tridecemlineatus (thirteen-lined ground squirrel)
Lineage: Eukaryota; Metazoa; Chordata; Mammalia; Rodentia; Sciuridae
Source: RefSeq, a predicted model, not a curated record
AUGGCUAAACAGAGAAGAGAAGAAGGAAAAAGCGAAUCUGGAGAGAGGGAUGUGGCCCCAAGCCUCCUGCUCUCUGUCCUCCUGGCGGAGAUGAGGCUGGUGCCUGGCCUGGCCCUUAGUCCUGGGUCACCAGAAGCCCAGGCAGAGAUGGACACUCUGGAGCCUCAGCCUCCUCAGAACCAGACUCGGGUGGCGGGAGUGCAGGCUCCUACUGAUGGGGAAGAUGAGCUGGGGACAGAGGGGGCCCUGAGCCACACCACGCCCCUGCUCCUGCCCCUCUUUAAGCUGAUCAGAGAGACCCUCUACCAGCUGGGCCUUGCCCAGGGGAGUUUUGCUUUCAUCCACAAGGAUUUUGAUUGCAAAGAGACCUUCCCCAAUUCACCCAAGAGGUCCCUUGAUAAAGCAUAUGCCUGUGAAUUUUCACAGUGCCCUCAGGCCCAGGGGCUCAUGAAAUUACACAAAGAGCCUCAGGGGGAAGUUCUCCAGCUAUUUGAUGAGAUUAAUCAAACCAAAUUGAUUCUUGUGGAUCACAUCUUGUUCUGAGGGACUUGGAUCAUGGAAGCGGCUGGCCUCAUGUGGCCCACCUUCACCAAAGCUGACACUUUCCACCUGGACAAGUCCAAGGCAGUCAAGGUGCCGGUGAUGUACAGGGCAGGCAAGUCUGCCUCCACCUUUGAUAAGAAGGUUCACUGCCAUGUCCUCCCACUGCCCUACUGAGGAAACGCCACCAUGCUGGUGGUCCUCAUGGGGAACACAGGUGACCACCUGGCCCUGGAAGGUGGUCUGACCACAGAGCUGGUGGAGACAUGGCUCAGGAACAGGUUUUUUCACUCAGUGAUUGAAGCUGAUGAGAAAGGCACUGAGGCAGUUGCAGGAACCCCGUCAGAAAUCACGUAUUUCCUGCCUCCGGUCACCAAGGUGCCCUGGCCAUUCCAUUUGAGGGUCUACAAGGAAACCUCGAGGGUGCUCCUAUUCCUGCAGGGCGGUGAAUCCAAUCUCCUGUGA